Messenger RNA from Aspergillus brunneoviolaceus CBS 621.78, 2818 nucleotides. Its product is annotated as ATP-dependent RNA helicase SUV3. Gene Ontology annotation, cellular component: mitochondrial degradosome. NCBI's taxonomy places the organism in Eukaryota, Fungi, Ascomycota, Eurotiomycetes, Eurotiales, Aspergillaceae. Gene Ontology annotation, molecular function: RNA helicase activity; ATP binding; hydrolase activity, acting on acid anhydrides. The coding region runs from base 291 to 2633 and encodes 780 amino acids. Gene Ontology annotation, biological process: RNA catabolic process; mitochondrial RNA 3'-end processing. The record is from RefSeq and is a predicted model, not a curated record. The transcript is spliced from 3 exons.
GAAAAAAAAAAAACGUUAUCGAUGGCGAAUUAAUGACGGAGGGGAUUUCUAAGAGGGAGCUUGCUGUGUUCUUCUAUCUCUCUGCUAAUAUUCUUCACAUUUGAUCUCUUUUUCCCAGCCUUUCGACCCUGAUAAGUGUGAUAAGUGUGGUAAUAUCGUCCCGUCCCUGCGCCCUCACGCCUUGGUUGGACGAUCCCGUUCAACAACCAGAUUUGCCAUUUGAUUACGGAACGAAAGAACAUACCACUCCACGAUAGCAUAGGCCUCAAUCUCUCAUUUCCGCGUCAGGCAUGCGCCUAUGGAGCAGCAAAGGCAGUCGAUGCCUUUUGUGCACACUGCAGCCAAUAGUCCGUCCUGCGAAUCGGACCUUUGCAACUUCGCCAGUGCUGCUGAGAAAAGCUGGACAAAAAGAUAGAGGCAAUCGGGCCAAGCAAGAGCAAGGAAAGAAUGCAUCUCGUGCCAAGUCUCCUCCCAGAGAUCGCCUAAGAUCGACCGGACCUGAUUUUGUGGCGGUCGUCAAACAAAGUCUCGAAGGCUAUCGCACCAAGCUCACGAGAGCGAAAGACUGGACAUCCUUGAAGAGGUGGGAUGCCUUUGAAAGACAGGUGCUGAAUGCAUGCAAACUAGACGAUCGCAAAACUCCUGCAGCCGCGGGUGCCUUGCGCCGCCUCAAGAAUGCCCUGCAUGAGGCCUACAGCAAUUAUGGAGUCAGGGGACUGAGAGAUGAGAUAGAAUUCCAGAUGUACUCGGAAGAUAUCACGGCGGAAUAUGGGACACCGAACCAGGUCCGGCAGAAGAUAUUGGCUGACAUGCGACGUCCGACGGAGUUGUUCCCGCAAGCGCGCGCCAUCCAGCGCACAAUACACUUACACGUCGGUCCCACCAACUCGGGGAAAACGUACCAUGCACUAAAACGCCUGCAAGCGUCCAAGUCUGGCUUCUAUGCUGGACCUUUGCGACUAUUGGCCCAGGAAGUAUACCAGCGCUUUACGACGGCCGGAAUCCCCUGCAGCUUGAUCACUGGUGAUGAAGUUAAGAUCCACGAAGGUGAUGGUGAUGAAUCGGCAGCGAUUGUUAGCAAUACGGUGGAGAUGUGUAGCAUAGGACAGUCAUAUGAAGUCGGUGUCAUCGAUGAGAUCCAAAUGAUCAGUGAUACUCGGCGUGGGUGGGCUUGGACCCGUGCUUUCCUGGGUGCUCGCGUCCAAGAACUUCAUCUCUGUGGUGAACUGCGAGCGGUUCCUUUGAUUCGAGAGCUGGCAGCUCUAACUGGUGACAAACUCGAGAUCCACCGCUACGAACGACUGAACGAAUUGAAAGUUGCCAAGCAGAGUCUCGGAGGCAACUUAAACAAUCUUCAGAAAGGAGACUGUGUUGUCUCCUUCUCGCGUCUUGGGAUUCACGCUCUGAAAGCACAGAUUGAAAGGACCACGGGGAAACGAGCAGCUAUCGUCUAUGGGAGCUUGCCGGCCGAAAUUCGAACCCAGCAGGCUGCACUCUUUAAUGAUCCGGACAAUGACUACGACUUUCUAGUUGCUAGCGACGCUAUUGGCAUGGGUCUCAAUUUGAGCUGCAAGCGUAUCGUUUUUGAAACCGUGACCAAGCAGCUCCCGCAAGGGCUUGUGCGGCUCACUGUACCAGAGAUCAAGCAGAUCGGAGGACGAGCAGGUCGUUACAGGCCUGCUGUGCAGCACGGGAAAGUUUCUCAAAAUGAUCAAGAAGACAAUGUCGGUUGGGUGACAUCCCUCGAGGAAGUUGAUCUACCUUACAUCAAGCAGGCGAUGGAGAUAGAGCCCCCUCCCCUUGUUGCCGCGGGCUUGCAGGCUCCGGACUCUGUCUUCCAGAAGUUCUCGGCUCAUUACCCGGCGAACACCCCCCUGGAAUACUUGAUCAAGCGCAUUUUGUCGGUUGCACAAGUACAUCCAUUAUUCUUUUUGUGUGAUCCUCGCGCUCAGCUCGAAAACGCCGAGGUCAUCGAUGCCGUCGAAGGGCUGCGCAUACCUGACCAACUGACUCUCAUGGCCGCACCUAUGUACGUCAAGGAUGUCAUCGGCAAGGAUGCAGCUAUUGAGUUCGCUCGCGCCGUUGCUGAGAACUCAAACGGUCAUCUCAUAAGCUUUUCGAGCCUCAAUCUGGAAAUCCUCGAAAAAGAGGUUUCAGCCAACAAACAGUACACCCUAGAUUUGGAAUCUCUACACAAGUCAAUCGUCUUAUAUCUCUGGCUGAGCUUCCGUUUCGGCGGCAUUUUCACAGACCGAACUCUGGCCAUGCACGUUAAGGAGUUAUUGGAAGAAAGGAUGGUCCGGGCUCUGACAGAAUUCUCCGCCAACAAGCAGCUCAGAACGGACUCUUCUCUCCGACGGCAGCUCGCUAUCGAGAGACAGAGUUUGGAACAACAGCAACUGUUGGCCGAAUUCGCCGAUACGACCUAUGGUAGCGGCAUGGCUUCGCUUGAUGAUCAAGCGCAAGACGACGCGCUACACACAGACGACUUACUGGAAGACCCUGUGCUGGACGACCCUAUGGAAGAUGCUAAUCUUCAGGAAGAGGGUGCCCAGGAAGAUGGUGCCCCGGAAGAACCCGCCCAGGAGGAACAGACCCAGGAACAGUCAAGAGCCCAAGGAGGAUCUCACUAGAUUUAUAGUUGAAGGGGCUCUUAUCUAAUGAGUCGUAGCGCAUGUUCGUGCCUAUCAUGUUUGGUUCUUCUGUAUAUAGAUCAGGUGGAUUAUGAUCCUUGCGGACUUUUUGUAUACUAGAAACUGAGGAAAGGAACGUAUGUACAGAGAUAACCCUACUCCGAAUAACCAAGAAUUGAAUCCUG